Messenger RNA from Paralichthys olivaceus (Japanese flounder), 627 nucleotides. NCBI's taxonomy places the organism in Eukaryota, Metazoa, Chordata, Actinopteri, Pleuronectiformes, Paralichthyidae. The record is from RefSeq and is a predicted model, not a curated record.
AUGUCUCUCAGGCUCCUGCCUGCGAUUAUUAUGGACAAUGACGAGGACGACGAUGGGAACUUUACAAAAUGGAUGAGCAGUUACUGGGGUCACGGAGCAGAGGGUGGACACUCCAGAGAAAGAAAACACAGCUUCAGAAGACCUGGAAAAAUACAAGCUGAUCGAAGAGCAUCACUCCCAACUGUGUCACAGUUAGACGCCAUGAAGUUGAGCAAGCUCCAUGCAGCGACGAUGGCACCCACUCCCAGCCACAUCAAAACAAGAGAGGAGAAGGUGGAGGUCAGACCCCACCAGAGGGCUCGUCGUGCCUCUUCAGACGACAACAGCCGCCCAAAGACUGCCAUCCCAGAGAACCGCAUCACCACCAUCCCGGAGCUCACAGAGUCAUUCGAGAAGAGACUCUGUGUCCGUGAUAAGAGGGCCAAUGGUGAUGAGAGGUUGUGUCUGAUCUGUCAUGAGGACAUGCGUAAGAACGGAGGCCUACAAGAGCUGCACUGUACACACCGCUUCCACAAAGAGUGCAUGGAGCAGUGGCUGUGGAAGAAACAGACGUGUCCUACAUGUCGUGUCCAUGUGUCAAUUCCGCAGCCUCUCUACUGGUCAUCGUCCCGCGCCAAUGUCCCGUGA